Molecule: messenger RNA, 2109 nt
Organism: Trichechus manatus latirostris (Florida manatee)
Lineage: Eukaryota; Metazoa; Chordata; Mammalia; Sirenia; Trichechidae
Gene: ZSCAN2
Product: zinc finger and SCAN domain containing 2
Exons: 3
Coding region: 225-2072 (615 amino acids)
Source: RefSeq, a predicted model, not a curated record
CCAUUGUUCUCGGUGCCCCACCGGCUGGAGCGCUGGUGAAUCCCGAGGGGCCGGGUCGUGCCCCGGGGCGCUUUUAGUCGCGUAGCAGCCGCCGGAGCAGGAUCUGGUCUUCGGAGAGCAGGACUACUUGUUGAAAUUUGAGGAGGGAGGUGUCUUCUCAGAGAGUGGCUGUGGAAGACUGAGGUUCAAGACUUGAAGCCCGAGUGAUUGCCCCAAGAACUUAGAUGAUGGCUGCAGAGAUGCCAAGAGUGACCACUCCCCUGAGCCCCUUGGUCCAGGUACCUCAAGAGGAAGACGAACAGGAGGAGGAGGUCACUACCAUGAUCCUGGAGGAAGACUCCUGGGUACAGGAAGCUGUACUGCAGGAGGAUGGCCCUGAGUCCGAGCCCUUUUCCCAGAGUGCUGGCAAAGGCAGCCCCCAGGAGGAGGUGACCAGGGGGCCGCAGGGUGCGCUUGGCCGCCUUCGAGAGCUCUGUCAACGCUGGCUGAGGCCAGAGGUACACACCAAGGAGCAGAUGCUGACUGUGCUGCCAAGGGAAAUUCAGGCCUGGCUGCAAGAGCAUCGGCCGGAAAGCAGUGAGGAGGCAGUGGCUCUGGUGGAAGACUUGACCCAGACCCUUCGAGGCAGUGAUUUUGAGAUCCAGAGUGAAAAUGGGGAGAACUCUCAUCAAGACAUGUUUGAGGAAGUUGAAUCACAUGAGAUGUUCUCGGAAAUGCCUGAAGGGGAAGGCAUUCAGCAAUGCGAUUGGGAAAGUGACUUUGAGAGAGACUGUGGCUCUAGGAGGCCCCAGGGAAACGUACCAGGUGAGGACUGUGUAGAGAUGCCAUCCCAGGGCAGGGAAGUUGGACAGCUCAUAGGCCUUCAGGGUACCUACCUGAGUGAGAAGCCCUAUGAAUGUCCUCAGUGUGGGAAAACCUUCAGCCGGAAAUCUCAUCUAAUCACACACGAGCGGACCCACACGGGAGAGAAAUACUACAAAUGUGACGAAUGUGGAAAGAGCUUUAGUGAUGGUUCAAACUUUAGUAGACACCAAACUACUCACACUGGGGAGAAACCUUAUAAAUGCAGGGAUUGUGGGAAAAGCUUUAGCCGGAGUGCAAACCUUAUAACCCACCAGAGGAUCCACACAGGAGAGAAACCCUUUCAGUGUGCUGAGUGUGGAAAGAGUUUCAGCAGGAGUCCCAACCUCAUUGCUCAUCAGCGAACCCACACGGGAGAGAAGCCAUACUCAUGCCCCAAGUGUGGAAAGAGCUUCGGCAACCGGUCCAGCCUUAAUACACAUCAGGGAAUCCACACUGGAGAAAAGCCCUAUGAAUGUAAAGAAUGUGGUGAAAGCUUUAGUUACAACUCCAACCUAAUUAGACACCAGAGAGUCCACACAGGAGAGAAGCCGUACAAAUGCACGGACUGUGGGCAGAGGUUCAGUCAGAGCUCAGCUCUCAUCACUCACCGGAGAACUCACACAGGAGAGAAGCCCUAUCAGUGCAGUGAGUGUGGGAAAAGCUUUAGCCGCAGCUCCAAUCUGGCCACACACCGGAGAACCCACAUGGUGGAGAAGCCCUACAAGUGUGGGGAGUGUGGCAAGACUUUCAGCCAGAGCUCCAGUCUGAUCGCACACCAGGGGAUGCACACAGGAGAGAAGCCCUAUGAGUGCCUGACAUGUGGGGAGAGCUUUAGCUGGAGCUCCAACCUCAUCAAGCACCAGAGGAUCCAUACUGGAGAGAAACCCUACAAGUGUGGCGAGUGUGGGAAAUGCUUCAGCCAGCGCUCCCAGCUGGUGGUACACCAGCGGACCCACACAGGCGAGAAGCCCUACAAAUGCCUCAUGUGCGGCAAAAGUUUCAGCCGGGGCUCCAUUCUUGUCAUGCACCAGCGAGCCCACCUGGGAGACAAGCCCUACAGGUGUCCCGAGUGUGGGAAAGGCUUUAGCUGGAAUUCGGUUCUCAUUAUACACCAGCGAAUCCACACAGGGGAGAAGCCCUACAAGUGCCCGGAGUGUGGCAAAGGCUUCAGCAAUAGCUCCAAUUUUAUUACACAUCAGAGAACUCACAUGAAAGAGAAACUUUAUUGAAGUGGCAAAGAGAGAAACUUUGGGGUGCGGGGACUGG